Cebus imitator (Panamanian white-faced capuchin) is the source of this 1231-nucleotide messenger RNA. RefSeq names its product heparan sulfate-glucosamine 3-sulfotransferase 6 (gene HS3ST6). The record is from RefSeq and is a predicted model, not a curated record. Bases 87 to 1115 code for a protein of 342 amino acids. Gene Ontology annotation, molecular function: [heparan sulfate]-glucosamine 3-sulfotransferase activity. The transcript is spliced from 2 exons. Lineage: Eukaryota; Metazoa; Chordata; Mammalia; Primates; Cebidae.
GGGCGCCCACGGGCUGAGUGGCGCGCGGGCCGGGAUGCGCGCCCUCCUGCCGCCCCCGCUCCCGGGACAGGGCGCGGCACGACCCCAUGGCAGGUAGCGGCGGCCUGGGCGGCGGGGCCGUGGGCGGCCAGAGUGCGGGGGCCGGGCAAGUGGCAGCUCUGCCUGCGUCCCGCGCGCCGCUUCUGCUCAUGGUCCUGGUGCUCGGCGCCUACUGCCUCUGCGCCCUCCCCGGCCACUGCCCGCCGGCCGCCCGCGCCCCAGGGCCGGCCCCGGCGCCAGCCGAGCCUUCCAGCUCCGUCCGCUGCCCGGGAGCUAAGGACCUGCCCGAAGCCAUUGGCCCCGGCCGCCGGCGCUUCCCGCAGGCGCUCAUCGUGGGCGUGAAGAAGGGUGGCACGCGCGCCCUGCUGGAGUUCCUGCGGCUGCACCCCGACGUCCGCGCGCUCGGCUCCGAGCCCCACUUCUUCGACAGGUGCUAUGAGCGUGGCCUCGCCUGGUAUCGGAGUCUGAUGCCCCGAACCUUGGACGGGCAGAUCACCAUGGAGAAGACCCCCAGCUACUUCGUGACGCGAGAGGCACCCCGCCGGAUCCACGCCAUGUCCCCGGACACGAAGCUGAUUGUGGUGGUGCGGAACCCCGUGACCCGGGCCAUCUCCGACUAUGCCCAGACGCUCUCCAAGACCCCGGGCCUGCCCAGCUUCCGCGCCCUGGCCUUCCGCCACGGCCUGGGCCCCGUGGACACGGCCUGGAGCGCCGUCCGCAUCGGCCUGUAUGCCCAGCACCUGGACAACUGGCUGCGCUACUUCCCCCUGUCCCAUUUCCUGUUCGUCAGCGGGGAGCGCCUGGUCAGUGACCCGGCCGGAGAGGUCGGCCGCGUGCAGGACUUCCUGGGCCUUAAACGGGUCGUCACGGACAAGCACUUCUACUUCAACGUCACCAAGGGCUUCCCCUGCCUCCAGAAGGCCCAGGGCAGCCGCCGGCCCCGCUGCCUGGGCAAGUCCAAGGGCCGGCCCCACCCGCGCGUGUCCCAGGCCGUGGUCCGGCGCCUGCAGGACUUCUACCGGCCCUUCAACCGCAAGUUCUACCAGAUGACAGGCCAGGACUUUGGCUGGGGCUGAGUGGUGCCCUGGGGAUGCCCAGCACCUUGACUGACACCCGUUCACCCGGCCAGAGCAGGCUGUGUGCACAUGCUGCCCGGAGAGGAAUAGUUAAGAAAUAAAGCUUGGGACCCGGU